Drosophila hydei is the source of this 661-nucleotide messenger RNA. It is a transcript of the gene Acbp1, whose product is annotated as acyl-CoA-binding protein homolog. The coding region runs from base 57 to 329 and encodes 90 amino acids. Gene Ontology annotation, biological process: fatty acid metabolic process. NCBI's taxonomy places the organism in Eukaryota, Metazoa, Arthropoda, Insecta, Diptera, Drosophilidae. Gene Ontology annotation, molecular function: fatty-acyl-CoA binding. The record is from RefSeq and is a predicted model, not a curated record. The transcript has 3 exons.
CAACUAUCGCGGUCGGCUAGAGAUGAACAAUAGUAUAGUUAAUUAUUUAGAUAAUCAUGUCGGAACUACAGGAAUUCAACCAAGCUGCCGAGGAUGUCAAGAACUUAAGCAGCACACCGGCUGACAACGAUUUGCUCGAAUUGUACGGCCUAUACAAGCAGGCCAAUGUGGGCGAUUGCAAUACAGACAAACCUGGUUUCCUCGACUUCAAAGGCAAGUCCAAAUGGGAGGCCUGGAAUAAGUUGAAGGGCAUGAGCCAAGUCGACGCCCAAACUGCCUACAUCACCAAAGUGAAAUCUUUGAUUGCGAGUGUGGGUCUAAAGUCCUAAGCAGAUGCUGUGUUUCGAAUAUAACAAUCCAGUUGGAAAUGCAUUUCUCUCACAUGUAAUACGCACAAUAUUUCGUCAUUAGCACAAAAUACAUACGCACGCUAAAGAGUUAAUGCAUCCAUUUAUAUAUUCAUAUAUGUUACAUACAUAUGUAUGUAUGUAUUUACAGUAAAUAUGCAGAUACUGUAGCUUUCCGGCUGGAAUGUUGAGAUAAUGUUGCUCGACUGUUAAAGUUGUAUUUGACUGUUAAGCAUAUGAAUGAAAAUCCCAGUUGGAUAUACAUUUUUCACAUGUAAUACGCUUUACUUAAUACAAUAUACACACGCAAGCUA